CGCUUUUGGAAAAAGAGGCGGAAUUAGUGUGGGAGUGGAUGUGUGCACGAGGAAACCCCUCCAUUUAUUAUCCUCUCCCUCCUCCUCGACGUCCUCGUCCUCUCCCCUCUCCUCUCUCCUCUUUUGCUUCUAUGACGAGUAAUCCCCGAUAGGUGGUAUUCCAUCUAGGGUUUCACUCCGAUCUCCAAGCUCGUUUCCUUUCCAAUGGCGAUGGGGGCCGUGCUCUCCAGUAGAAGCUUCGUUUCUCCUCUCGUCUCAGGUAUCUAUGCAGGAAAAGAGUAUCGCUUGAAACGGACUACUGCACAUGAUAGAAAAGCACAUUCCCCAUCUUCUGCAGAGCAAUUUGUGUGGGGUGGGAUUUAUAUCUUGUCUGCUCGAAGAGAAGACUCCUAUAUUGCUAGGAGUUCCUUCUUCCCAAGUCGUAUAUCUUGUACUUUAGGCAACACUAUCAUGAUGAAGAGACUUGUAUCACUUGGCGAGCUACGAUACCCUCUAUCAAAUUCUUUAGGGAAUGGAUCUACUGGAAAGAUGCCUAAUAUCAAUUUCAAGAGAAGACUUCGGGCAAGAACAGAAUGCUUUAUUUCUUCAGAUCCGACAAAUAAUAGUUGGAUACAACAAGGAAAGUUGAACAAUAUUGGCAGAUACCGGUUGGCAAUUAGAACUCGUGCCGACUUCAAAUCAGAGCAGUAUGAAAUAACAGGACCACAACCUGAGUCAUUUAGUUCUUCAGAAGCAUCAAGUGAAGCAGUUUUACCUGGAGGAAAUGUGAGGGAUGUAUCUAGAUGGUGGGAGCAGUUUCCUAAACGUUGGUUGAUCGUGCUCUUAUGUUUUUUUGCAUUCCUGCUCUGCAAUAUGGAUCGUGUAAAUAUGAGCAUUGCAAUCCUUCCAAUGUCGGCAGAGUUUAAUUGGAAUCCAGCAACUGUUGGCUUAAUUCAAUCAUCUUUCUUUUGGGGCUAUCUUCUUACUCAGAUCGUCGGAGGUAUUUGGGCCGACAAGAUUGGCGGCAAGGUAGUGUUGGGCUUUGGAGUUGUAUGGUGGUCAAUCGCGACAAUACUUACCCCACUGGCUGCCAAGAUAGGCCUUCCCUUUCUACUUAUUAUGCGUGCUUUUAUGGGGAUUGGUGAGGGUGUUGCUAUGCCUGCUAUGAAUAACAUACUCUCCAAAUGGAUUCCAGUUUCAGAAAGGAGCAGAUCGCUUGCAUUAGUCUAUAGCGGGAUGUACCUUGGUUCUGUCACAGGACUGGCAUUGUCACCAAUUCUAAUCCACAGAUUUGGAUGGUCUUCUGUUUUUUAUGCAUUUGGGUCCCUUGGAAGUAUCUGGUUUGCUCUGUGGCAAUUAAAAGCGCACAGCUCUCCACAAGAAGAUCCAGAGCUUAGUUCAGUUGAAAAACAGCUCAUCUUAGGGGGAAAUGUGCUGAAAGAACCUGUUACCUCUAUACCAUGGAGACUAAUUCUAUCGAAGGCUCCAGUGUGGGCCCUCAUAAUAUCACACUUUUGUCAUAACUGGGGCACUUUUAUCCUUUUAACAUGGAUGCCCACAUAUUACAAUCAGGUGUUGAAGUUUAAUCUUACGGAAUCUGGGCUAUUCUGUGUGUUACCAUGGUUAACCAUGGCUGUCUUUGCGAACAUAGGAGGGUGGAUUGCAGACACAUUAGUUGCAAAAGGACUUUCAAUAACAACUGUUCGUAAAAUAAUGCAAUCAAUUGGCUUUCUUGGUCCAGCUUUCUUCUUGACACUGCUCAGCCAUGUCCGUACACCAGCUUUGGCUGUGCUUUGUAUGGCAUGCAGUCAGGGCAGUGAUGCAUUUUCACAAUCUGGUCUUUAUUCCAAUCACCAGGAUAUAGGACCGCGUUAUGCAGGAGUGCUACUAGGGUUAUCGAACACUGCUGGGGUGCUUGCAGGAGUUUUUGGCACUGCCGCGACCGGCUAUAUCCUACAAAAAGGCUCAUGGGAUGAUGUAUUUAAGGUGGCUGUUGCCCUCUAUAUCAUAGGCGCAUUGGUGUGGAAUAUCUUUUCAACUGGAGAGAAAGUUCUCGACUAAAACAGAAGCAAGCAGUAAAUGCUGCUAUACCAAAUCAAAGGUUUUGCUAACAUUUACAUGUGCAAAUACAAGAAUGUUGAUCAUCUUCAGCGACAAACCCUUGACAAAUUUGACUUUCGCAUUUGAAAACGAAGAGAUGUGAUGUCACAACAGCUAGAUGGCAUGGCAUGAGUAAAAUGGCAUAGUCGCAAAUAAGUAAUUGUUGCAAAAACCUAUUGCAGCUAUGAGAUGCUGCUCUCUAUGAAUGUUUUCAGCGAGUCGUCUUCUUUUUUUGCGGUUGAGGGGGUGCAAAAAAUAUACCAACCUCUGAGUUUCUAUUUUCGUUGUUUGUAAAUUUUAAAUACUCGGCCAUGCAUCUUGGCUCUAACUUGAGUUGUGAGAACAAGUCAUAGCCAUAUGCAUGUGUACUUGACAGCAUAAAGCUUCAAGAGAGUUUUAGGCCUGGGAAGCUUAAAUUAUUUUUAUGUAAUCUUUGAAGAUUUUAAUGACAGUUAAAUUUUUCAUA
This is a messenger RNA of Ananas comosus (pineapple), 2545 nucleotides long. RefSeq names its product ascorbate transporter, chloroplastic-like. Gene Ontology annotation, biological process: transmembrane transport. Gene Ontology annotation, molecular function: transmembrane transporter activity. The transcript is spliced from 11 exons. The record is from RefSeq and is a predicted model, not a curated record. NCBI's taxonomy places the organism in Eukaryota, Viridiplantae, Streptophyta, Magnoliopsida, Poales, Bromeliaceae. The coding region runs from base 205 to 2040 and encodes 611 amino acids.